UCUUUUGGAUUUGGUACUUUGGCUUCGUGUCAGAUUUAUGUACUUAUAAGAACAAAGCUAAAACAAUAAAUCAUGAGGCUUAGAAUGCAUUCCUUCUUAUUGAAUACUUUUUAAUUAUGUUUUGGAAAUAUUUCAAGUCUACUGUGAACCGAAUUACCAGGGAUUUGGGACAGACAUGAUAGUGAGAUCUCCUUUGAGGAAAUGGAUCAUACUCAACUACAGAUUCAUACCUUUAUCUGUUUAAAAUUGAAAAUAGCUUCUCUGUUAUUCUCUAGCCUGGUAUUUGCUUUUUUUAAAAAUUAUUUUUAUCCCCUGUUUAAAAAAUUUGCAGCACUUCUAAAAAUGAAAGUGAAAACGCCACAAACGUGCUUGGGCUCCAAAUCAACGUUAACAUACAAAGAGAAUUCCGGCCACUUUUGGUUUGGAAUCGAGUGCAAAAUUAAACAACCUACACCUUGAUUUCAUAUCAUGAAUGUGUGAUAAAAAAAUUUUUUUUGAAACUUCUGUUGGCAAAAUUUACAUUCCAUUAUGAUUCAGAAUUGCAUUGUAGAGAUAGUGUGCUUAGAAAUGGGGAUUUGAGAAGCAUCACAUCUGUAGUUUCCUUGAAAAACUAUAAAAUAAUCACAAUUUGCUGCUGGAGCAUUUGUCAAUUAUUAAAACUGAGUACAGUGGGAGAGAGAGGCAGAUAGUUUCUGAAGAUAAACUAUGUGAAAGGUGGUUGGCUAAGUCGUGGAGAUAGAAAACUGGAGAAGACAUAGAGUGCUUUAAAAAGAGCCACCUAUAAGUAAACAGGGCAGUGUGCCAAGCACACUGUGUUACAGUCUUCUAUAAGUCGUGAUGCACACUGAGUAGUGAUAGGCUUCACCUGAGGGGACCUAGAAGGUGCAACCCAGGAGGCAAUAAUUGAUUUAUAUUUUGAACCUCAAGGGUGACAGUGACAUGUAAAAGGAGAAGGAACUGCUUCUCAGACAGAAGGGAAUCCAGGUGCAAAGGUAUGGAAGUGGAGGGAAAGCCUAGUGGGUUCUCAGAACUGAAUGUUAUGUUGGGCUUCUAAAAGAGGUGUAGUAGAAGGAGGAAGCAACAUCAGCGGAAAUGGUAAGUGAACACAUCCUCUCGCCUUGUGGGAGCACAUUAGCAACAGAAGCUGAAAGAGCAGUUGUCGUCCUUUGGAAAUACCCAGGAAGAGAAGCCGACAGACUAUGGGCAGCACGGAACAAACAACUGAGAUCCUGUUGUGCCUAUCACCUGCUGAAGCUGACAAUCUCAAGGAAGGAAUUAAUUUUUUGCAAAAUAAGUGCACUGGCAAAAGCUACAUCUUAUACAAGAAUAAAAGCCGCCUGAAGGCAUGCAAGAAUCUGUGCAAGCAUCAAGGAGGCCUGUUCAUAAAAGACAUGGAAGACUUAGAUGGAAGGUCUGUUAGAUGCACAAAGCACAAUUGGAAGUUAGAUGUGAGCACCAUGAAAUACAUCAAUCCUCCAGGAAGCUUCUGCCAAGAUGAGCUGGUUGUUGAAAUGGAUGGAAAAAAUGGAUUUUCACUCCUAGAACUGAGUCCUCCUAACCCCUGGGAUUCAGAUCCCAGAACUCCUGAAGAUUUGGCUUUUGGAGAAGUGCAGAUAACAUAUCUCACUCAUGCCUGCAUGGACCUCAAACUGGGAGAUACGAGGAUGGUGUUUGACCCUUGGUUAAUUGGUCCUGCUUUUGCCCGAGGAUGGUGGUUGCUCCAUGAGCCUCCCUCUGAUUGGCUGGAGAGGCUGUGCCAAGCUGAUCUAAUUUAUAUCAGUCACAUGCAUUCAGACCACCUGAGUUACCCCACACUGAAAAAGCUUGCUAAGAGAAGACCAGAUAUUCCCAUUUAUGUUGGAAACACAGAAAGACCUGUAUUUUGGAAUCUGAAUCAGAGUGGUGUCCAGUUGACGAAUAUCAAUGUUGUACCAUUUGGAGUAUGGCAGCAGGUAGACAAGAAUCUUCGAUUCAUGAUCUUGAUGGAUGGUGUUCAUCCAGAGAUGGAUACUUGCAUUAUUGUGGAGUACAAAGGCCAUAGAAUACUCAAUACAGUGGACUGCACCAGACCCAAUGGGGGAAGGCUGCCUAAGAAAGCUGCUUUCAUGAUGAGUGAUUUUGCUGGAGGAGCAUCUGGUUUUCCAAUGACUUUCAGUGGCGGAAAGUUUACAGAGGAAUGGAAAGCCCAAUUUAUCAAAACAGAAAGGAAGAAGCUCCUCAACUACAAGGCACGGCUGGUGAAGGACCUGCAACCCCGAAUUUAUUGUCCCUUUGCUGGGUAUUUCGUGGAAUCUCACCCAUCGGACAAAACUGUGUUCUUAUUUCUCAGGUAUAUUAAGGAAACAAACAUCAAAAAUGACCCAAAUGAACUCAACAACCUUAUCAAGAAAAACUGUGAUGUGGUAACAUGGACCCCACGACCAGGAGCCACCCUUGAUCUGGGUAGGAUGCUAAAGGACCCAACAGACAGCAAGGGCAUCACAGAGCCUCCAGAAGGAACUAAAAUUUACAAGGAUUCCUGGGACUUUGGACCGUACUUAAAAAUCUUGAAUGCUGCCAUAGGAGAUGAAAUAUUUCUUCACUCAUCCUGGAUAAAAGAAUACUUCACUUGGGCUGGAUUUAAGGAUUAUAACCUUGUGGUCAGGAUGAUUGAGACAGAUGAGGACUUCAACCCUUAUCCUGGAGGAUAUGACUAUUUGGUUGACUUUCUAGAUUUAUCCUUUCCAAAGAAAAGACCAAGCCGGGAACAUCCCUAUGAAGAAAUCCGGAGCCGGGUCGAUGUCAUCAGACAUGUAGUAAAGAACGGUUUACUCUGGGACGACUUGUAUAUAGGGUUCCAGACCCGACUCCAGCGGGAUCCUGACAUAUACCAUCAUCUGUUUUGGAACCAUUUUCAAAUAAAACUCCCCCUCACGCCACCCAACUGGAGGUCCUUCCUGAUGCACUGCAGGUAGAGCAGACCUGGGAUCUCACAGGGAUGCCAAGCAACAUGAGAUCGAAGAAUUUACUGAUGUUACAUCUUGAACGCAAGAAGCUUAUACCAAAGGAGACUAUGAUUUACUGAUAUCAAUUAAUAAUCACAUGUUUAUGUCUUAGUUCACUAGUGC
This is a messenger RNA of Trichechus manatus latirostris (Florida manatee), 3107 nucleotides long. RefSeq names its product cytidine monophosphate-N-acetylneuraminic acid hydroxylase. Gene Ontology annotation, cellular component: cytoplasm. The transcript has 15 exons. Gene Ontology annotation, biological process: CMP-N-acetylneuraminate metabolic process. The coding region runs from base 1200 to 2954 and encodes 584 amino acids. The record is from RefSeq and is a predicted model, not a curated record. Gene Ontology annotation, molecular function: CMP-N-acetylneuraminate monooxygenase activity; 2 iron, 2 sulfur cluster binding. Lineage: Eukaryota; Metazoa; Chordata; Mammalia; Sirenia; Trichechidae.